This is a messenger RNA of Maniola jurtina (meadow brown), 715 nucleotides long. RefSeq lists its product as uncharacterized. Lineage: Eukaryota; Metazoa; Arthropoda; Insecta; Lepidoptera; Nymphalidae. The transcript has 2 exons. Gene Ontology annotation, biological process: regulation of transcription by RNA polymerase II. Gene Ontology annotation, molecular function: DNA binding. The record is from RefSeq and is a predicted model, not a curated record. Bases 77 to 712 code for a protein of 211 amino acids. Gene Ontology annotation, cellular component: transcription regulator complex; nucleus.
AGCAACACGUCGCACGCAAGCAGUUUUGCGGCGACCUUUGUUCCGCGACGUUGCAUCGCGCGUCGUUUGUCGCAACAUGGACAUGGAUAAAAACAUAGUGCUGGCACAAUCGGUGGCCAAAUUCCCCUGCCUCUACAAAUCUGAUUCAAUAGAGUAUUUAAGAAAGCCCUUAACUGAACGAGCAUGGCUUAAAAUCAGUAAAGAAACAAACUUAACAGUUCAGGAAUGCAAAGAGAGAUGGAAGCACCUGAGAUAUGGAUUGGUGCGAAGCUUACGACCUUCUCGUCAUGGUUUAGCGAAAAAGAAAUAUUACUUACAUAACAAUAUGAAGUUUUUAAUUCCCUACUUGGGAACUUCUGGCACGAAUUCGAAUGAGAAAACAAUACAGCAUGAUGAAGAAUUUGAAGACUUUCAUGACGAAGUUCAUGAAAAUCCUUUGGAGGACGAUAAGUUCAAUAUGACUCAUGUUGUUGAAACUUAUAUAAGUGAUGAUGAAGAAUCAAUUAACAAGAAACCCAAAAUAAAUGAAACGCAACACAAUCAUGUUGAACAUGAAAACCAAACACAGCCUUACACAUUCGAAGAGGAUCCACGCAGAAUGUUUCUUCUCAGUUUGUUGCCCGAAAUCGCAGAUUUCUCUGAGAAUCAAAUGAAAACGUUUAGGAGAAGAAUUUAUGGACUAUUAGAUGAAAUAAAUAAAGAUCCCACAUAAAAU